AUGCCUCCUACAUGGAGCCCGGGCCAGCGCCAGACGGCGUCACCGAGGCCGCGGCUCGAAGCUUCGAGGCCUUCGGCCCUGUUGCACCCGGAUGGCUUCAGCGGCUCACAAGAGACCGGCCAGUUUCCGCGCACAUCGAGGUCGAUUCAACACGGUCUUCUGAGCAAGGAAGGUCUGCAGAUCCUGCGUUGGGCUCUGCCAAGCCUAUUCUUGCUCGUUGGCCUUUUCGCAGAGAAUGUUGGGCUCUACUUCGCCACGCAGAGAUACGUCCGAUGGAUGGAUGAGUUGCACAAGCCGUCGAACGAUGCGACGGCGGCAGCGGCCAGUGCGCUGGAAGGCGGUACCCUGCGUGGUGCCAGGUGGCUCAGCUCGGAUGUUGGCUUCAUGUCGCUGUUGCUGGAAUCUAUCACGGACAUUCUGCCGAUACUUUGCCUUGGACUAAUCUGGCGCCUGGGUGACAUGCGACUCUGGUGUCAGACGACCUUUGCUGGAGCUUUGCUGAUGAUGCUGAAGGGCUUUGUUUCGUGGGCUACGGUCGUACCAGACGCCCAGGGAUGGAAGGCAUGCAAAGACAGAUUGGGCAUCGACGGGCUGCGCUACUUUCGGGAGGAUCGACUGGUUGUGGAUAUGUUGGCUGACAUCGUGCUCCUUGAGGUUAGAGGCUUUUGGUUCGCACGUUCGAGGCGGAGACUGUGUGCAGAUGCAACGUUCAGUGGUGCCACAAGUUUGUCAGUGCUUUUUUGUACCAGUCUUUGUGAGGCAAGCAUCAUAUUAUCGUCGGGAACUUCGCAGCGCAGUCCGGAAGAGGCAGAUGCUCUUCUACCAGCAAUAGCGCAGUGCAUGAGGUAUCUGCUGGUUGCGUUGACGGUUGGAAACCUGGUGGUACCGGUGCUUGAAGGGGCACAACGUGCCGAAGCUGUUGCCCUUGGAGUAGUCGUGGCAAUUGCUGUUAGCAACAGCCCCGUCUUGGCAUUGACGGUGGACUCUUGGUGCCGCAGCUGGCCAGCGGAAGAUGCUGCCGCGCCUGGCUUGGCUGAUACGACGCCAUUGUCACCAACUUCCACUGCUGCGCUGAUGGGGUUCGCCAGGUUCACCGGCGAGGAGGACGUGGAGCACACCCUGGUGGACUUGGGCAAGGUUCUGAUCCCACCGCCGUGGCCGGUCGGGCGGGAGUAUUGCUAUCUUCGGCAGCAUCCCCUUCCGGAAGCAUCUGCCCAGAAGGAGGGUGUUAUGCAGCAGCUUCUGGCGAUCCUCCGCCAGUCCCAGGAGCAGCUUGCAAAGAAGGAGCAGAAGAAGCUGGAGAUGCUCAAGAAGGAGCAAGCUGACGAGCUUGUCAGCGCGCAGCGUUCGGACCGGUUUGCUGAGCAACGCAUUCAGGAGGCUUUAUCUGAUCAGCAGAGAUUGCUCAACAGCCGAGCAAGAAGGAAGAGAACCCAGACGAUGGACUUUCGUCAGAGCGGACCUUCCGCCGAUGGACUGCUCCUUGCGAGUGCGAUGAGCGCGAUGAAGCCAAGUCGUUCAGAAGGCUAUCUCUGA
This is a messenger RNA of Symbiodinium sp. CCMP2592, 1536 nucleotides long. The record is from the annotation of a GenBank genome assembly. NCBI's taxonomy places the organism in Eukaryota, Dinophyceae, Suessiales, Symbiodiniaceae.